AUGUUGGAACCUGUUCUCUUGAAUCCACUCACCAAUUUAUCUCUCUCUCUCUACCGACCCUUUUUCCCUUUCUUUCUCUUUCUUCAUCUUCCACAUUCUUUUCUUCUACAAUACUAUUGAAAACAAAGAGAGAGAAAAUUUGAGUGAGAUUUUCACAACAAUGGUGGUUUCUACUAAAUUCAUUCUCAAUGUUUGUUUCAUGCUGUUGCUUUUUGUGUUGCUUGUUCAAGAACAUACCAUGGCUUCACCACAGAUCUCUCAGCUUAGCAAUGUUGAAAUUGAGACACACAGGUUACCAAGCUUUAACGAUUCAUCAAUGGCGGCAAGGGAAAAAGAGGCUGAGAAAUUGAAUGAGCGUGCUGCCGUGGCUAAUCCGCAAGAGGUGGUUUCUAUGGUUGAGACGCACAUUCAGAACAGCACUGAAAGAAGGAAUCUCGGAUUUUUCUCCUGUGGAACCGGUAACCCUAUUGACGAUUGCUGGCGUUGCGACGCCAAUUGGCAACGCAACAGGAAGCGUCUAGCAGACUGUGGUAUUGGUUUCGGUAGAAACGCCAUUGGUGGUCGUGAUGGAAAGUACUAUGUUGUCACUGACUCAAGAGACGAUGACCCUGUUAACCCAAGACCAGGAACUUUGCGUCACGCUGUCAUCCAAGAUAGGCCACUUUGGAUUGUGUUCAAGAGAGACAUGGUUAUUCAGUUGAAACAAGAGCUUAUUGUGAACAGUUUCAAGACAAUUGAUGGAAGAGGAACCAAUGUUCAUAUUGCUAAUGGAGGAUGCAUUACAAUUCAGUAUGUUACUAAUGUUAUCGUUCACGGUCUUCAUAUUCAUGAUUGUGUACCAACUGGUAAUGCUAUGGUGAGAAGCUCAGAAACACAUUUUGGUUGGAGGACUAUGGCUGAUGGUGAUGCUAUUUCUAUCUUCGGUUCAAGUCAUAUUUGGGUUGAUCAUAAUUCUUUAUCUCAUUGUGCUGAUGGUCUUGUUGAUGCUGUCAUGGGAUCAACCGCUAUAACAAUUUCUAACAACCAUUUCACUCACCACAAUGAGGUGAUACUGUUGGGCCACAGUGACUCCUACACAAGAGACAAGCAAAUGCAAGUGACAAUAGCUUAUAACCAUUUUGGAGAAGGACUUAUUCAGAGAAUGCCACGUUGUAGACAUGGAUAUUUCCAUGUGGUGAACAAUGACUAUACUCAUUGGGAGAUGUAUGCUAUUGGUGGAAGUGCUGACCCUACAAUCAACAGCCAGGGUAACAGAUACAAUGCUCCUACUAACCCUUUUGCCAAAGAGGUAACUAAGAGAGUUGAAACACCAGAAGGCCAAUGGAAAGGAUGGAAUUGGAGGUCAGAAGGAGAUUUAUAUCUCAAUGGUGCAUACUUCACAGCAUCAGGUGCUGGAGCUUCAGCUAGCUAUGCAAGAGCCUCAAGUUUAGGAGCAAAAUCUUCCGCUAUGGUUGGAACCAUUACAUCAAAUGCUGGCGCACUCGGUUGCAAAAGAGGUCGUCAGUGCUAACAAAAAACCAUUUCAAGAAAUCAAACAAGACAAGACAACCAUUUUUCUGUGUCUGAUUUUUAAGUAUUUUUUUCUUUUUUUUACUAUAUGAUAGUAUAUCAUAUAUCAUAUCCAUUGUUUUUUUUCUUGCAUCAUGUUGCAUUCUUGACAAGUGUACAUUAAUUACACUAUGUCACUAUGUUAUUAUUGUGUGUCAAAAACUAAAACCAAAACCAAACCAAAACCUUAUUAGCUGCUCAACUUGCUCCAGCUGAAAAUGCAAAAUUGUAGGAGCAGGUGCAGAAGCGCUUCUCUACUUUUCUACCUUUGGUACUUCACAACUCAUUUCAUCACCAACCUUACCCACCAAUUUCAUAUGCAUAUUUUUCCACAUGUCAAAUCAUGUCUCCCUUACAAACUUGUUCAGUCCUUUUCAGUUUUAUUUUAUAGGAUUUGAAUCUCAAGAAGCCAAGAUAUAUAUAAAUAUUUUUACUUUUUUACUACUCUUUGUUUUGUUUGAGUUAAUUAUACGAGAAAAAAAAAAGUAUGAUUGUCAAAGUUGAGUAAUGGAAACACUUUAUCUAUUAUGGUGAUUAUGGAAUAGAAAUAGUAUUGGUGUUGUUGUUUUUC
Trifolium pratense (red clover) is the source of this 2119-nucleotide messenger RNA. RefSeq names its product probable pectate lyase 1. The record is from RefSeq and is a predicted model, not a curated record. NCBI's taxonomy places the organism in Eukaryota, Viridiplantae, Streptophyta, Magnoliopsida, Fabales, Fabaceae. The coding region runs from base 161 to 1510 and encodes 449 amino acids. The transcript has 7 exons. Gene Ontology annotation, molecular function: pectate lyase activity.